GCUUCGAUCCGCACUCAGGUCCAUUAUGUACACGGAGAAAACACGGACUAAACGCUUAGAGGUGAGACUGGAGCUGGAAAAACUCGAGUCAGGAUGGUGUAUACCACAGGUCUGCUGUUUGGACACGGAAUGUCCGUCGUGUCAGAAGAGGAACGUGUGGCCGACGUGAUGGAAAACCAGUUGUUCCAGAGAAGUUUGGACCGCCGGGGCAGCGUGGACAGCUGCGACGACACGGACAGCCCUCCCUUUGCUGAUGAGGAGCUCCUUCAGCAGGGUGUCACCCAGCAGAUCGAGCGCUGUCUGACCGAGGCCAAAGCGUCCAAGCUGCAGUGUCAGGUGUUGCUCCUUCCACGCCGCAUGACCGCCAGAGUUGGUCAGGAUGUAGUUCGCUCCUCCUUGGAUGAACCCUGUGGGCUCCGCGGUGCCGCCAUCAUGGUCUAUGUGGAGGGUAAAGAUGGACUGACGUAUUUGGGGAGCAUUUUUCCUGACCCGAAUGUCACCCCAACAUUUGAACUGUCCAUGGUCUUCAAGGCAGACAAAGACAGAGGCUGGCCACCGCUCAAACAGCUCUUUGAGAAGAGUAGAGAACUGAAGCUCCGGUCAGAGUACCGGCUGGUGAAACGGAAGCUCUACUCCUCUGCCAGUCCUGUCAUUUGUGAUUUCAACUGACUGAAGAUUGUAAACCCCGUUUCAUUGUCUUAUGGAUGAGUUUGGUGUGUUUUUCUUUCAUAGAAGUGUUGCACUGUUUGUGACUGUAUUCUGAAUAUUUCUUUUUGUCUAUACAUUAAAUUGUAAGUUUACACAAUGUGUAACCUACUACUCCUUGUGAGUUUUUUCAGGAAUGAGCUGGUCUCAAACUUCAAGAAAAUAAAUCUUUGUUACUACA
Molecule: messenger RNA, 886 nt
Organism: Thalassophryne amazonica
Lineage: Eukaryota; Metazoa; Chordata; Actinopteri; Batrachoidiformes; Batrachoididae
Exons: 2
Coding region: 94-669 (191 amino acids)
Biological process (GO): negative regulation of signal transduction
Cellular component (GO): cytoplasm
Source: RefSeq, a predicted model, not a curated record